AUGCGUCGAGGCGCCAGUCAGAGAAAAAGUAUGUUAAGAACUUCGAAGUUUUUGAAAUACAAAAUGUUAAGCUCGGAAGAAAAUCCUGUAGAUGGAGAUGCUGAAAAUGAGAAAGAACAUCCUGAGCGACGGUACAAUGCUAGUGCACAACAGCCUGAGCAACGGUACAACGCCAGUGCACAACAGCCUGAGCGACGGUACAAUUGCACAACAGCUGAGAAACGGUACAACGCCAGUGCACAACAGCCUGAGCGACGGUACAAUGCUAGUGCACAACAGCCUGAGCGACGGUACAAUGCUAGUGCACAACAGCCUGAGCGACGGUACAACGCCAGUGCACAACAGCCUGAGCGACGGUACAACGCCAGUGCACAACAGCCUGAGCGACGGUACAACGCCAGUGCACAACAGCCUGAGCGACGGUACAACGCCAGUGCACAACAGCCUGAGCAACGGUACAAUGCUAGUGCACAACAGCCUGAGCAACGGUACAACGCCAGUGCACAACAGCCUGAGCGACGGUACAAUGCUUGUGCACAACAGCCUGAGCGACGGUACAACGCCAGUGCACAACAGCCUGAGCGACGGUACAAUGCUAGUGCACAACAGCCUGAGCGACGGUACAACGCCAGUGCACAACAGCCUGAGCAACGGUACAAUGCUAGUGCACAACAGCCUGAGCGACGGUACAACGCCAGUGCACAACAGCCUGAGCGACGGUACAAUGCUAGUGCACAACAGCCUGAGCAACGGUACAACGCCAGUGCACAACAGCCUGAGCGACGGUACAAUGCUAGUGCACAACAGCCUGAGCGACGGUACAAUGCUAGUGCACAACAGCCUGAGCGACGGUACAACGCCAGUGCACAACAGCCUGAGCGACGGUACAACGCCAGUGCACAACAGGCUGGGCAAGACAUCAACACCCGUGGUACACUGGAUAAUCUUCCAGAACAUCUAUUAAAUACAAAGGAAGAAAAUGCUUCCCCACAGCAACAAAGCGAUAAUGUACCAGUCGGGCGGUUCCCUCGAUUUCACCGUCAACCCCAGAGGUUAAGAAUAUAACGGAAUGCUAAAGCUUCUCAACCCACCACCACCACCACCACCACUCGGCAGCCUGAGAGACGGAUCGUCUACCAGGAAAUCCCUGACCCUCUGUGGCUUGAGUUAAAGCCAAACGAAAAGCCUAAGGCUGAAGCGGUGAAGAAGGACACUGGUGCCUCCCAUACCUUGGGUACCAAUGAUAACCCUUCUAAAUACCAACGUAAACCCAAGAAAAACAAGCCCAAAAACAAUAAGAAUACACAAAAAUCUUCAGGAACUCGGGACAAAAAUGGAAAAGGAAAUGGUGCAGCUGCAAAAAAACUUAAGAAGAAAAAACCUUGAGCAGGCUUCAGCAGAGGAUUGAAGGAAUGGACUGAACGCAAGGCUUAGUAACAAAAAAAAAAAAAAACUCAGUAGGCAGCCACCUCCACGUGGUGAGUUCUGGGUGUUUUGUAUGACUUGUUGUUACUUCAUACUAAAUCAUACAAGAUAGCCGAGAGCUGCUCAUACAGUUAUCGUCUAUCCUGCUACAAUAUAUAUUCACAAAAACUCAAAAUAUCUCUCCUCCAUCUCUUCAUAACUCACUUUUUUCUAUGUUUUUCUUACCUUCCUUUUUUUUCUAUAUUUAUUGUCUUUUACUUCUCCUCCUUCUCUUUCAUGUUUUUACCUCACCCUCCUUUUCCCCUUUUUUCUUCUUCCUCCCCAUUUAUCUUCUUGUUCUUCUGAGUACAAAUAGGAAGUUGAUCUAUCUGGUGUGCAGCAGACAAUCAAACCUAGUCUUGUUCUGAAUGACCUACAUGACCUUAGUGCUUAACACCGAUUAUUAUUAUUUAUUUCUCAUUCUAUCUUCGCCUCUUUCUUCUUUUAACUUUCGAUAACUGGACUUAGUUAUAUAUUCUUCAGGAAAGUUUUAUUUAUUUGUCAUGCUCGACUGCCAUCCUUCAUGUUGACCAUCAGUGUUUUGCUACGAAUGUUGUUCCACAUGAUGCUAGUAACAGUGUCAAUGGCUAUAUGUUACUAUUGCGACUAUAUCACCACUAACACCAUCACUGAUGCUUACCAUCACUGCCACAAUCACUACCCUCAUCAACACCAUCACUGCUGCUCACCAUCACUACCCUCAUUAACACCAUCACUGCUGACACCACUACCACAAUGACUACCCUCAUUAACACCAUCACAGCUGACACCAUCACUACCACAAUCACUACCCUUAUUAACACCAUCACUGCUUACACCAUCACUACCACAAUCACUACCCUCCUUAACACCAUCACUGCGGCUCACCAUCACUACCACAAUCACUACCCUCAUUAACACCAUCACUGUUGUUCACCAUCACUACCACAACCACUACCCUCAUCAACACCGUCACUGCUGCCACCAUCACUACCACAAUCACUACCCUUAUCAACACCAUUACCUCUACUAGCAACACUACUUUGAUCACUAAAAGCACAACCAUAACCUCUACCACCAUAAGCACUACAUCACCAUAACCAGUAUCACUAUCACCACUACUACCAACACCAUUAUCAUUAUCACCACCACCACUACCACGAAAACAACUAUCAUUAUCAUCACUAACACCAACACCACUAUCACUAUCACCACUACCACCAUCAGCACUGCAUCACCAUAACCACUAUCACAAUCACCACUAUGAUCCUCACAUCCACCAUUCUUAGCAUGACCAUCUCCAUCUACUGAACCCAUCAUCACUACCAUAAUUACCAUUUUCAUAAUUACCAAUAUCACCCACACCACUACCACCAUUACCUCGAUCCUCACUAGUACAGUAUAACCACAACCAGUACUACAAGUAUCACUACUACUAAUACUACAAUUAUUA
Messenger RNA from Cherax quadricarinatus, 2896 nucleotides. The record is from RefSeq and is a predicted model, not a curated record. NCBI's taxonomy places the organism in Eukaryota, Metazoa, Arthropoda, Malacostraca, Decapoda, Parastacidae.